GGACAGCUCUGUAAGCUGAGCCGUGUGGUCACAUGGCUCAGUGUGCUAGUUUUAUUUUUAACAUCCAAAAUCACUUGAUAUACCUUUCUACUUGGGCUUGCUCUUUCGCCCCCCAUUCUUGCCUUCUACUUAUCCCUAAUCACCUCACUUCAACCCAGCUGAGAAAAACCAAGAGAACAAGUGUCUUGGAUACAAUCACAGCGACUGUAUGAUCAAGAGACAAACUGGACAGUCUGCCGGAAUUAUGGGCAGGGCUCAGAAAGCCAGCCCUGGACAGCACAAGCACUGUGAGAAAUGUUUCAACCGGCAAUGCCAAGUCCCAAUCGAGCUCACCAUCUCCUGCUUAGUGAUCAACUGCCAUUCACGCUGUGGAGCUGCCUUUCAUAUGUGUAAACAGGAAGAACACCAACUCCUAUGUCCCCUAGAGCAGGUGUCAUGCCUCAACGCAGGUUAUGGCUGCCCUUUCUCCAUGGCCCGUUUUAAGCUGGCAAAGCACCUUCAAGUCUGUCCAGCCAGUGUUGUCCACUGCUCUAUGGAAUGGAAUCGCUGGCCAAAUAUAGACUCAGAAACCAUUCUACAUAAGAACAUUAUGAAGGAGCCACAUAAUGAGCAGUGUCUGGAUACAGCCCUAGCCCUCAGAGAUCAGAAGAUUCUUUUUAGGACUCUGAAAAUGGUGCAGCUGUUUCCAGAAUGGAGAGAAGAUGAUAAAAUGGAAGAACCAAUAGCUGGAGCUGCAGGUUUGGAAGAAGGAGCCGUUGGAGGAAUAGCAUGUGAUUCUAAAGAAGCUGAUGGCCAAGUUGCUGAGCUUACCCAACAGGAGCGUGAGGAUUUGGCAAAGGAUAAGAAGGGGAUAGAUCUAGUAAGUUACAAAGCCUGGGAGAACAUGUUUAGCAAAGAGCUUUCAGCACUGAAGGCAACAGACUUUUCAGCAAACUCAGAAAAAAAGGAAGGGGAUAGCUACAAGAAAACAGGACAGGAUCUUUGUGAUGGCAACCCCAAAGAGAAGACAAAGGAAGCAGCUAUUGUGGAAGAACCAAAAGAAAACAAAAAUAAUCAAGUGAAUACAGGUGCAGAAAAGACAGGUCUGGCUCCUUGGCAAGAUGGGAUCCUGGAGAGGUUGAAAAAAGAAGUUAACGCAGCGGAUUAUAACAUGUACCUGGUGCAUCAUGGGAGAAUGCUCAUCCAUUUUGGUCAGCUAGCUGCUUGCACACCAAGAGAGAAAGACUUUGUGUAUGGGAACUUGGAGGCUCACGAGGUGAAGACUGUGUGCACCUUUAAAGUGCCGGUUAGCUAUCGUGGCAAAAGAGCACGAGUUGGAGAUGCCUUGGCAUACAAGAUAGCAACGAUGGAUAAGUCAGUGGAUACUUCAGAUUUGCAAAUAAGCCUUGAGGAAUUUCCUAAAUCAGAUACAGCCAGAAGUACACUAUUGUGUGCAUUGGAAAAGGAACUGAAAGGUCAUGAGAUCUCCGAAGCAAAGAAUAUUGAUGGACUGUUCAUGGAUUUUGGGACACAAACAUACAACUUUCAGGUGGAACCCUUCUCCUCUAGAGCUGUUCUAGCAGAUGUUCUGGAUAUAAAAAGCCCACCAGAACUCCAUGUAGAGCUUCAUACUGAGUGUGUUACUAGAAGACAUAACAAAAGCUGCUCAGCCUUCACAUUCACUUGCAAUCACUUCUUCAGGAGGGAUGAGUUUCCUUCACAUUUCAAGAAUGUUCAUGCUGAUAUCCAGUUCUGUCUAAAUGGAUGGUUCCAACAUCGUUGUCCACUUGCUUACUUGGGAUGUACUUUUGUUCAAAACCGCUUCUACCCUGCUAGUCGUAAAGAAAAGAUUAUCUAUAGCCAGCAUCUUGAUACAUUUGCUAUUAAACCAGAAGUUGAUCCUGUGCUCUCUGAAAUACAGAAAUGCAAUUUUACAACAAGUAAUCAAGGAAAAAAUGAAGAAUCCCUGAGCAGCCUUCCAUUGGAACUUUUACAGUAUAUUGCUGGGUUCUUGGACAGCUUCAGCUUGUCUCAGCUGUCCCAAGUGUCUGUACUGAUGAGGGAUAUCUGUGCCACUCUACUUCAAGAGAGAGGGAUGGUCCUCCUGCUGUGGGAGAAAAAAAGAUAUUCCCAUGGAGGUACUUCAUGGAGAGCUCGCAAAAAGAUCUGGCAGUUUAGCAACCUGUUCUCCCCCGUUAACAACUGGCAGUUCAGUGACGUUCCCUCCAUGUCUGAACACCUGAAGAUUUGUCCAUUCUAUGAUGUGGAGCACAAGAAGGAUCCAUUCUUGCUGGCCAGCAUGUGUGGACCCCGAAAGCGGGCUCAAGAUAGCUUGGUCUCAACCUUCAGGCAUGGAUCCUGAAUACAUCCUCCUAGCUUCCUCCCCCAGAUCUCUCAGAGGAGUAUUGGGAUCUGAGUUGUAGAGAUUAUUAUGUGGGGAUCCCAUAAGAAAAUUCCCUUUGGUAACA
This is a messenger RNA of Mauremys reevesii (Reeves's turtle), 2447 nucleotides long. It is a transcript of the gene FBXO40, whose product is annotated as F-box protein 40. Lineage: Eukaryota; Metazoa; Chordata; Testudines; Geoemydidae. The transcript is spliced from 4 exons. The coding region runs from base 209 to 2341 and encodes 710 amino acids. Gene Ontology annotation, cellular component: cytoplasm. The record is from RefSeq and is a predicted model, not a curated record. Gene Ontology annotation, molecular function: protein binding; ubiquitin protein ligase activity; zinc ion binding.